AUGGCCGCCUACCAGCCUCACGAGGCGGACACCUUGCUUCCGCCUGGUAGUAUCGCCGAUCCCACUCGUUCGUCUGUCGCCAACUCCCUCGGUGCUCCUCUCUCCAGCCAUGGUGGUGAGGUGCGCGAGUCGCAGUACUCGUCGGCUCCGCUCAAUGUACCGUACGACCCAUACGGAGAGACCGGUACGCCUUCACCACGGGGAACGACACCAUCACAGUACCGCGACGAUCCAAACGAAAAGGCCGCGCCUUUGGAAACCGGAUAUGGCGAGACGUCAAAGCGUUCAAGAAAGCCAUGGUUCUGGUUGCUUAUUGGGCUUGUAGCUUUGGCUGUUAUCGUCGUUGCUGUCAUCGUUCCGGUAUACUUCAAGGUCAUCAAGCCCAACAACAACACCGUUCAGUCUUCCAAUACCAACCCCGGCUCGGGUUCUACGACCGCUUCUGCAGCUGAACCAACUCAGUCCGAGGCACCCCAGGUUCUCAUUACCGGAGGAGAUGGCAGCCGUGUAACCACCGACACUGGCAAUACUUUCAUCUACAACAACAGCUUUGGUGGUUUCUGGUAUCAUGACCCGAAACAUCCAUUCAAUCUCAACGCUCAAGCUCAAAGCUGGUCGCCACCUUUGAAUCAGAGCUGGAGGUGGGGAGAAGAUCACGUUCGAGGCGUCGGAAUUGGAGGCUGGUUUGUGCUCGAGCCAUUUAUCAGCCCGGCCCUUUUCGAACCCUACAUGAACGACACCAACCCCGCUGUUGAUGAAUGGACUCUUUCUGAGAAGAUUGCGGCUGAUCCCAACUCUGGAGGACUCCAGCGAGUUCUUGAGGAACAUUAUGCUACCUUUAUCACCGAGGAGGAUUUCGCUCAAAUUGCAGCAGCUGGCUUGAACUGGGUUCGUAUUGCCAUUCCCUACUGGGCCAUCGAAACUGCACCUGGAGAACCCUUCCUCGAGGGAGUUUGCUGGAAGUACUUCCUCAAGGCCAUCGAAUGGUCGCGCAAGUACGGCAUCCGUAUCAACCUCGACUUGCACACCGCCCCCGGUUCCCACAACGGUUACAACCACUCGGGCAUGCUCGGCCCACUCGGCUGGCUUAACGGCACCAUGGGAAUUGCCAAUGCACAGCGCACACUUAACCAUAUCCGUGUCAUUACUCAAUUCAUCUCCCAGCCUCAGUACAAGGAUAUCGUUCCUGUCUUUGGUAUUAUCAACGAGGCGCGAAUGGAGAUUAUUGGAAGGAACCCAUUGGAGCGGUUUUACAUGGAGUCGUACGACAUUAUGAGGAACAUUACGGGUAUUGGUGAGGGGAACGGGCCAUGGAUGAGUGUUCACGAUGGAUUCGAACCUCUGGAUCGAUGGGAGAACUUUAUGCCAGGUGCCGACCGAGUUAUGCUCGACGCUCACCCCUACUUCUGUUUCGGCGACCAAGAUCUUUCCUCCCCGACCCAACAGAUCCGGAAGCCAUGCAAUUCGCGCGCAGAGCCAUUCAACACAUCCAUGUCUACUUUCGGUAUGACUACCGCCGGAGAAUUCUCCAACGCAUUCAACGAUUGCGCAUUGUUCCUCAAUGGUGUCGGCCUCGGUGCCCGCUACGACGGAACCUUCCCGUUCUACCAUGGAGCUAAUGCUGGAGCUGGAGCAUGUGUUAAAUGGAUGGAUGAUAGGCUUUGGAGCGCAGCUGAGAAGGAGGCGAUCCGGCAAUUUGCUCUCUCGAGUUUCGAUGCGUUCCAGCACUUCUUCUUCUGGACCUGGAAGAUCGGCGUAUCCACUACUUGGGGCAACCGAGUCGCUGCUCCGCUCUGGUCUUACCAACACGGUCUUCAGAACGGAUACAUGCCCACCGAUCCUCGCGAGGCCACUGGCGCAUGCGGCGGUGGUUCUCCCUGGGUUGGACCUUUCCCGGCUUCCAAAACCGGUGGUGUCGGUGCCGGCACAAUCCCAGCUGCAUACCAGACCGCACGUACCUGGCCUCCUCCAUCUCUCAGCGGCAUUCCCAACGCGGCGACUCUCCCAACGUAUACUGCAACGGGAACGUUUAGCCCCUUGGGCGCUGCCGAAUUCACAGGCGCGCCCGGGAUCAAUGCGGGUAAUGGCUGGGCCAACUCGGGCGAUCAGGCCGGAAUGUAUGUUCCUGUUGCUGGGUGCUCGUACCCUAGCUCUGCAUGGGGUGAUGCGGUCGUUGCAACCCAUACCGCGUGCAGUGGAUCUGCUGCUAAAAGGAGUGUCAAGGGCCGAUAUGCUCUUCCGCGAGAGACUGGUGCACCUGUUUGA
Molecule: messenger RNA, 2265 nt
Organism: Rhizoctonia solani
Lineage: Eukaryota; Fungi; Basidiomycota; Agaricomycetes; Cantharellales; Ceratobasidiaceae
Product: Cellulase (glycosyl hydrolase family 5 protein)
Exons: 8
Coding region: 1-2265 (754 amino acids)
Biological process (GO): glucan catabolic process
Cellular component (GO): extracellular region; cell surface
Molecular function (GO): beta-glucosidase activity
Source: RefSeq, a predicted model, not a curated record